Messenger RNA from Pogonomyrmex barbatus (red harvester ant), 723 nucleotides. It is a transcript of the gene Rpb11, whose product is annotated as DNA-directed RNA polymerase II subunit RPB11. Lineage: Eukaryota; Metazoa; Arthropoda; Insecta; Hymenoptera; Formicidae. Gene Ontology annotation, cellular component: RNA polymerase II, core complex. The record is from RefSeq and is a predicted model, not a curated record. Gene Ontology annotation, molecular function: protein dimerization activity; DNA binding. Gene Ontology annotation, biological process: transcription by RNA polymerase II.
UUGUCCCAAUCGAUUAUCGAUUCGAAGCAAUUGGUCGAUAUUGCUCAUUACUUGUGAUCACGGCGUCUCGGUGUGUCUUGAUCGCUGCUUCGCAAUUUAUUGUCGGCUUAUCGGUGGAAAUUGUAAUUCGAGAGUGUUGUUAAUAAUUCACGAGGCAAGAUGAACGCACCUCCGACCUUUGAGUCAUUCUUAUUAUACGACGGAGAGAAAAAGAUAAUAAAGGAACAGGACACCAAAGUGCCAAAUGCUGCAAUCUUUACGAUCAAUAAAGAGGAUCACACGUUAGGAAACAUGAUUCGCAACCAAUUGCUGAAGGAUCCUCAAGUGUUAUUUGCUGGUUAUAAAGUCCCACAUCCCCUGGAACAUAAAUUUGUUAUUAGAAUACAGACGACUUCAGAUUAUACUCCACAUGAAGCCUUUAUGCACGCUAUUACCGAUUUGAUCGCGGAACUUUCGUUGUUUGAGGAACGUUUUAAGGAGGCAAUCAAGGAGAAGAAAGAAGGCUUGGAUUAAAUGGUUGAAUCUGCAUCCUGCUUAUAUAUUUUAUAAUUUAUCAUGUUUUCACAUUUCAUGUUUAGUUUUAUUAUGUGCAUUAGAUAGUAAACAUGAUAAGCAUGAUAAGACAUGUAAAUAAUUUUACAUUAAGAAGGAAAGAAUUAAUUGAAGAUUAAGAGGCUGUGUAAAUAAUUAAAUAAUAAAUAAAUUUUUUAAAUAAUGAACUCA